Molecule: messenger RNA, 3624 nt
Organism: Adineta ricciae
Lineage: Eukaryota; Metazoa; Rotifera; Eurotatoria; Adinetida; Adinetidae
Source: the annotation of a GenBank genome assembly
AUGGUGGGUGGUGUGUACUGUCCACUGUCGCCUCGAGAUCCAUUGGAUCGUUUAAAUAUCCUUUUUGAAACGACAGAAAGUCGCCUUCUUCUUGUUCAUGAAGAAACAAAAUUGAGAAUUGGAAAUGGCGUCGCAUCAUUUGACAUCGAUACCAUCUUUAGGAUGACUAUAGGACAAGGUAGUGUAGGCAUAGAUGCACUAUCGACGAUGGUAGUUAAUAGCGACAAAAUUGCAUAUGUUGUAUUUACCAGUGGAUCAACUGGAAUACCAAAGGGGGUUCGAGUUCGACAUCGAAAUGUAGUAGCAUGCAUUAAGUCGUUAGUGCAAGUGAACUUGUUUACAAAGGACGAUACUGUGUUGCAAAUGGCAAGCUGUUCGUACGAUGUUCAUGUUCAAGAAAUACUAGGUGCAUUGAUCGUUGGUUGUACUAGCGUGAUGUUACAUCCACAUGGAAACAUGGACUUGGAUUACGUGGUGACGGUAGUCAAGGGAAAACAAGUUUCAUACAUGCAAAGUGUUCCGGCAUAUGUUGGUAAUCUGUUGAACCUUUUAGAACAGAAAAAUCAAAAUGCUCUACCAGCUUUACGUACUCUGGACAUUGGUGGAGAUAAUAGUACCAUUCAGUUUAUGCAAAAGUUGCGCAACUGUGUGGCAAAUAAUGUGUGCAUCUGGAACACUUAUGGGCCUGCUGAGUGCACAAUCGAUUGUACGGGUCAUGUCGUUAAUAUAACCCCAGAAAUCGAUGGUGUUUCGAUAGGACGCCCGCUUCCUACUUAUCGAGCCAUAGUUUUGGAUGAUAUGUUGCAACCGGUUAUCAAUGGUGCAGAGGGAGAACUAUUUAUAGGGGGUGCAGGUGUCUUCGCUGGCUACUUGAAUCGAGAUGACCUAACGUCUAGUGUGCUACUAUCUAUCGAUAAUGAAGCAUACUAUCGAACGGGUGAUCUUGUUCGAAUCGACAGCAAAGGACUUUUGUAUUAUGUCGGUCGAAAAGACUUUCAAGUGAAACUACAUGGCCAACGCAUCGAGUUAGGAGAAAUAGAACGAUGUUUGCUCGAUACAACUAUUACUGCUUGUGUUGUGACGAAAUGGGGAGAACAUCAUUUAGUUGCAUAUGUACAAAGCAGUGAAACGAGUGAGACACAACUGCGUGAACAUUGUCAGUCUCAUCUUCCGUCACAUAUGGUGCCAUCGAUGUUCAUCAUACUGGAUAAACUGCCACUGAAUGCAAAUGGAAAAGUAGAUCGAAAGCAACUCCCAUCACCUGAAUUUUCGAUGUUAAAACAGGCCGACAGCACCGCAAUAGCGCCACUUACGCCGCUGGAAUUACAGCUGCGUAGUAUAUUCAGUCGAGCCUUCCACAAUGAGCUACCAAAUGUUACGAUGUCAUUUGGAGAAAUGGGUGGUACAUCAUUAGAUGUUAUUCGCGCCCUGUAUUUCCUUCGGCAAGAAAUAACGACAAAAAUCGAUGUUGGUCUUGUGUUUGCUAAUCCAUCCAUUCGACAGCUUGCAUGUGCAAUUCAACCGUUAAUCGAUACCAGCGACACUUCGGUGGCUAUUUCUACAAUUGAACAAUCAACCGAUAGCCCUGACAGGUCAAUAUCAUGUUUAAUUAUCGAACUACUAGGUAUCGUAUUGCUUCUAAGCCAGUGGCUUUUCCCUAUGUGGUUGGCUUUUCAGUUUCAUUCAUUUGUUACUCUUCUGUCCGUACCUGUUUUUCAUCUCGUGGCAUACAUUGUUUGUCUACGUUUGUUAGUUCACAGUAGUGAAGUUAUAGAUCGAAAGGAUAAAUUGUAUUCGUGGUAUUACUAUCGUUGGUGGUUUUUGAACAGUUUGUGGUCGAUUAACAACUCAUACUGGUUAAGGCAUUUAACUGAUACACCAUUCUAUAAUUGGUAUCUCCGAUUGUGCGGUGCAAAAGUGGGGCGUAAUGCACAUAUUUACACAGUAUCAAUCGAUGCACCUUGGUUGAUCGAAGUAGGAGAUUCUACAUUUAUCGGUGACGAAGUUGUACUGUCAAGUUUGUCAUAUGAAGAGAAGACUUAUACACUUCGGUCGAUCAGUAUUGGUUCUCACUGUUGCAUCAAUACGCGUUCUACACUUUAUUAUGGUGCGACAAUCGAAAAUAACACUUACAUAGAACCAAUGUCAGCAGUCUCAGGUGUUGCUCGAACAACGAAUAAUGAUGUAUUCCUGAAAAAUCAAGGGAUAUCAUUGAAAAAAUCCAUACAUCAAUUCGUUUGUUUAUUCCUACUUCUUAUCAUUCACAGUUCAAUUAUUCUACUGAGCUAUUACAUCUACUGUGGUUGUCGUAUUUUGCCAAUACCGCUACCUGUUUGUAUUGCUUUCAGCUGGUUAAUAUGGGCAUCGAUAAGUUUUUGCACUGCCAUAGUUCUAUUGAAGUUCAUUGUGGGGCGUGCUAAAACAGGAUGCUAUUCACUGAACUCCUUCCAUUAUGUCCAAAAAAUAUGGUUGCGCCAAUUGAUUAUAACAUCAUUUCAACAUUCACUAGAUUUGCUGCCAAAUUACAGCUCUUUUGCAUCAGUCAUCUUACGUUGGUUAGGCACUCGAAUUGAAGAGGACGUCAUGUUUGCCCACUUUCGGCAUAUUUUAUACUUUCCGUCUGAUUUACUUGAAGCGAAAAGUACUGUCACAACAUUUGGUGGAGCUAAGCUAGCUACUUUCGAUGUAACAAAAUAUGGUUUCUGUCGUCUUGACAAAAUACAUCUUGGUGCAGGUACAAAUCUGACAAACUGGUGCACAGUCAUGCCUGGUGCUCGGCUCGCAUCAAACACAAUGGUCGGUAGUCUAACAUUAGUCACUCAAGAAACAAGUAGUAUUAACGCUAACACUACAUUGCUUGGUAUUCCAGCACGUGAAAUGCCAUUUAAGCUAUCUGAUGACGCGAACUCAACUCAAAAUAGAUUAUCAUCGACAAAUACGUUCUCUAUUAAAGCAAUAUUACUUAGUUGCCUUAGAGCCCUUGUCAGUAAAUCACUACUCGUCAUUUUGUACUCAUCACUUCCAGUUUUUGCUUCGCCAGUCGUUCAUAUUAUUCUUUCCUGUGCUAUCUACCGUUACUCCAUUUGGCUUUCGAAGAAACAGUCACAAUCUACGUAUUCUAUCAUUAUCACUACUUUACAACAGAUUUUUAAUACAUGUCUGUACGAUUUUUACAACUUAAUUGCUCCAUUUCUAUCCGGUACGCAAUAUCUCGUAUAUGUUUUUCGUGGUUUGGGCGCUCGCAUCGGACGAGAUGUCAUCUUACCCGAUAUUAAAUGUCUUAUUGAUCCUUAUUUGACUACCAUUGGCAACCAUGUACGCUUACAGACUGGCGCUUACAUUGAAUGUCACACAUCCGAACAUCGGCGCUCCAAACGGGCACCUGUAACUGUUAAUCAUUCAAGUGUGCUCAUGAGUAAUACACUGAUACUUCCUGGAACAGAGAGCGCUGAUAUCCUAUCAACGCAUCAGACGCUCAGUUCACAGAUACCUAUUCAAUGUGAACAUUCCACGUUUGAUCAUUGCAUUCCAUCACUAGCCAGAUAUUGCAUAACAAAAACAGAUCACAGGAAUUGCAGCAGAAAGAUGAAAACACUACUGUUUAUGCAAGACAUCGGCUCUUAA